CGUUCAGAACCUCUGCAGCAACAUGUUGCGAGCACUUUCCUCUAUCAUCUCUGCAUUCGCAGUCGCUACGACGUCUGCCACCACAUUCGACGCUGCAAGCAACUCCAGUGUACUGCAGUUAAUGGGCACAGUGCAACCGCAAGGUUCCGAGUCCGCGUCAAACACUACCAUCACUUCAGCGUCCGGCUCGGAAUCAUCGACUCACGUCCAGUAUAGUAUCCGCAAUGGAGAGACAGCCAGCAAAGGUGUGAACCUCGGCUCAUGGCUCGUGGCCGAGUACUGGAUGACCAGCUCGGCCGAUUUCUGGACGGGCGCGGUCAACGCCAGUCACGGUGAAUACACGGCCAUUGCCAAAGCCACCGACCCGGAUACUAUCCGUUCGCAUUUCGAGUACCACCACUCAACGUUCAUCAACGAAAGCGACAUCGCCGAGAUCGCAGCGGUCGGUAUCAAUACGGUGCGCGUCCCGAUCGGCUACUGGAUCGUCGGCUUCGAUGAUAACGAUCCGUCGGGUAAGGCCGAGUGGAAAGUUUACACGAAUGGCACGUUGAAAUAUCUGGAUCUGCUGAUCACCGACUGGGCCAAGAAGUACAAUGUUGCUGUACUAUUGAGUAUCCACGCAGCCAAAGGUUCGCAGAACGGAGCGGACAAUUCAUCGCCGAGCGUCUACGGAUCCGAAUUUUGGGCGGAAUUCGCUGAAAAUGUCAAUAAUACCAUCACCAUGGUGUCAUACUUGGCCGAGAGAUACAAAGACGAAGACGCAUUUCUUGGCUUCGGACUUUUGAACGAACCGAAUGGAGACACGACCACGGAUGUGCUGUACGACUACUAUGAGCGUGCGUACAGGGCAGUCAGAGCGACGGGUAGUGAGUGCGUGCUGACUGUGGCACCAUUACUGUACGAACAGUCUCCAGAUGUACUCACGGAUUUCAUGCUUGCCCCUGCGUACACAAAUGUGUGGGUUGAAUGGCAUCCGUACUUUGUAUGGGGCUACGACGAUGUGUCCGACCAGGAUCUAGUGAAUACAAGUGUCAAGGUUAAUUUCCAGGGCGACGUGACGCAGUGGAACUCGGUCUCGGGCCGCAACCGCCUCUUCAUCGGCGAGUGGUGCUUCGCUACCAACGGGAAAUUCGAGAACGACCAGGAUUUAUUUUACGAGUUCGCACAGGCAGAGACCGACGUAGUCAACCAGGCGAGAGGAGGCUGGACUUACUGGAGCUGGCGUAUCUACGAGGACGAAACCGGAGACAACAUGUGGUCACUGCGUGCCGUGCUGCGUGACGAGAACCUUAAGGCGAUCCUGUUCCCGUCCAGCGCUGGCAGUUCCUCCACGAUUACCACCUCGAGUUCGAGUGAUCAGGAACAAACGCAGCAGCAGCAGUCGUAAACGCUCCAGUUAUAACAGUGUCGCUGCUGUAGAGUGAGUAUUUUCAUUGAGUAGCGUGAAAGACUUUUCAUAGAUUUCUGCUAAAGUGGUCAUCUCUUCGUGUAGUAAUGUUACAAUAAUAACAGUUAUUAUCUUUCACUU
Molecule: messenger RNA, 1528 nt
Organism: Phytophthora nicotianae INRA-310
Lineage: Eukaryota; Oomycota; Peronosporomycetes; Peronosporales; Peronosporaceae
Exons: 1
Coding region: 23-1387 (454 amino acids)
Biological process (GO): glucan catabolic process
Cellular component (GO): extracellular region; cell surface
Molecular function (GO): beta-glucosidase activity
Source: RefSeq, a predicted model, not a curated record